UUUUUUUUUUUUUUUUUUUUUCCCUUUUUCUUUCUUUAAAUUUCCUUCUCCUUUUUCUCGCAUGCCAAACAGAAAAUUGGGCACUUCUGUUUGUGGCUAACGGCAAAAUAGAUCUGGUGUACUGUUGCGUAUUGGUUUACAUGCAGCAUGUGGGAUACGUAAAUGAAUAAAAAGAAAGAUUUGUGAAGAUAUGUUGAGCCAGGAGGUGAAGGUCCAAAGAGAGAAGCUUGUUUCAUGCAUCACAUGUACUCUCUGCAAUAAGCUGUUCAGAGACGCCACUACUAUCUCUGAAUGUCUCCAUACUUUUUGCAGAAAAUGUAUAUAUGAGAAGAUAGCUGAGGAAGAGUUGGAUACCUGUCCAGUGUGUAAUAUCAACUUAGGGUGUGCUCCAUUGGAGAAGCUCAGGGUAGAUCACUGUUUGGAAGAUUUAAAGGCUAAACUCUUUCCAUCCAAAAGAGAAAAGGCUAAGGCACCUGCAGUAGUUCCAUUACAAGGCAGAAUAAAGGAGAGAUCUCUCUCUUCAUUGGUAGUUAGCACACCAAAAGUAUCAGAAAAAUCUUUUCUUCCUGGAAAAAGAUUAAAAUCUAUUGCGAGGAAGAAUCCAGGAUUGCGUGAAUCUUAUCUCUUCGAUCAUAAACCUGUCAAGAAAGUAGACGACUCCCAUGAUAUGAGUUUAAGUUCACGAGAGACACUAUGGAAAAUUGCACAAACUAAAAGGCAGGUGCAUAAUUCUACUUCCGAGCCAUCCAAAAAGAAGAAGAAAAACGAAGAUAAAAAAGAGAGUACUGAACCAUGUGAAGGCAAAGCUGAUUUUUACAAGCCCUUAAAUUGCUUGGUUGAAGCUGCAAACAAAUCCAAGCUGAAUAAGUGUGAUCCAUUGGAAACUUUUGUUAAAAUGCAGCUACCUGGUCCUGCACAGAAGGAAGUUCAAGCACUUAAAGUUGAUGUUAAGGAAAAUGGUUACAACUCAAAAGCCAAUGGUGAUGAAAAUAACGAUUCAUCAUAUCCAUCAACAUCAAUAAAUUCAGUUAAAACUAAAAAGUUGCAAGGCAUACAAGCAGCUGUCUCUGAGGGCUCGAUCAUUCCAGCGCUAGCUGUUGUUAGUGCUAGUAGUAAAUUUGAUGGAAGAUUUAAUCCAAUUUGGUUCUCAUUAGUUGCUUCUGAUGAUCAGGAAGGAGAUGUACCCUUGCCUCAGAUAUCUUCAUGCUACUUGAGGGUUAAGGAUGGGAGUUUACCCGUUUCAUAUAUUAAGAAGUAUCUGGUGCAAAAGCUGGGACUUGCUAGUGAGGCUGAGGUAGAGAUAUCAUUACACGGGCAGCCGGUGAUUUCAACAUUGCAGCUGCAUAAUUUGGUGGAGUGGUGGUUGCAGAUGACACCUACAUCUAUUAUACAGACAACUGUUGGAAGCUCAGCCAAAGAUUUUGUAAUGGUGCUAUCAUAUGGCCGAAAAGUUCAACCUCCAUGAAAUAUUCUGCUCCAUCAACGAAACUGCAGUGAGAAACUGCAGUGAUCUCAAUCUGAAUAACCCGAGACAGUAGUUCUUUUUGGCCAGAUGUAAUGGUCCAGAAUUUUGAAUUUUCAUCUUGUAUACGGAAGUUAAAUUCGUUGCUUUGACAGUCUUGGAUAUUUUGUUCUUUUCUUUUCCCUUGUAAACGUAUAGAAAUGGUAGAUAUUAGAAAUGGUA
Molecule: messenger RNA, 1684 nt
Organism: Jatropha curcas
Lineage: Eukaryota; Viridiplantae; Streptophyta; Magnoliopsida; Malpighiales; Euphorbiaceae
Product: E3 ubiquitin protein ligase DRIP2
Molecular function (GO): ubiquitin-protein transferase activity
Source: RefSeq, a predicted model, not a curated record